AUGACUAUGGACAUGUCCUCUCCCCGUAAUGGCUCUGGAUCAGAUGCCUCGAGUUCCACAGAGGACGGCCCUACUCCUCUGGUCGGUUACACUGUGAAGCCUCGUAAAGACCAUCUACUUCAACGGCGUUACUUCCCCAGCAAGAUUGGUGGCUCUCCGGCGUGGCUAGACCCGGAGCUUUUGCCAGCGGGAGAUCUCACUUGUGAUAACUGUGAUCAACCUCUGACCUUCCUGGCUCAAGUCUACUCUCCUGGGGAGAACGAUGCCGCCUUUCAUCGGACCAUAUAUGUAUUUGCUUGUAGGAGCUGCCCGGGGUCGUUCAGAGCGUUGCGGUCACAACUGCCGUGGAACAACGUCUACUAUGCCCCUAUCCCGGCCUCAGAGGACGACACUACUGUGGAUGACGAUCUUGUUACGUCUAGGAGCUGUUCUUUGUGUGGUCUUCCACGCGAUGUUGCUGAGUGUGACGGCCAAGGAGUGCAUGUGGCCUGUCGGAGGGCACUUGAGAGUCGAUGGAAACUGCAGAUUGAUGAAUUCGGUUUGUCCAUUGAAGAGUGCGACGAGGAAAUGACCGACAGCGAAGGUGACGUUUCGGAGUCCGAUCUAGUUGGAGACGAGAGCCACUUACUCGAGGAGUAUCAGAGGAAGGAUGACAUGAUGGACGACUCGGAGGUAGAGGCAUUCGAAGAACUCUGUCCGGAGAUAGAUGCUGAUGAUGAAGCCCAUAAGGACUUCGAGAUGCUCGCUAAGGCUAACCCUGGUCACGUCAUCUACUACUGUCGUGGUGGAGAGCCGAUGUGGUUGACGUCUAUGGGCAAGCAGCCUU
Molecule: messenger RNA, 826 nt
Organism: Perkinsus marinus ATCC 50983
Lineage: Eukaryota; Perkinsozoa; Perkinsida; Perkinsidae
Product: apoptosis regulatory protein, putative
Exons: 1
Source: RefSeq, a predicted model, not a curated record